CUCAUGGCUGGGUCUCCGCGCCGCGCUGCGGGUCGGCGACUGCAGUUGCCUCUGCUGUGCCUCCUCUUCCAAGGCGUCACCGCCAUUCUCUUUGCGAUCUUUGUCCGCUACAACCACGAAACCGACGCUGCCCUCUGGCACCAGGGCAAUCACAGCAACGCGGACAAUGAAUUUUACUUUCGGUACCCAAGCUUCCAGGAUGUGCACGUCAUGGUCUUUGUGGGCUUCGGCUUCCUCAUGGCCUUCCUGCAGCGCUACGGCUUCAGCAGCGUGGGGUUCACCUUCCUCCUGGCCGCCUUUGCCCUGCAGUGGUCCACGCUGGUUCAGGGCUUUCUCCAUGCCUUCCACAGUGGGCAUAUCCAUGUUGGCAUGGAGAGCAUGAUCAACGCUGAUUUCUGUGCGGGGGCCGUGCUCAUCUCCUUGGGUGCCGUCCUGGGCAAGACUGGGCCUGCGCCGCUGCUGUUUGCCACCCUGCUGGAGGUGGUGCUGUUUGGCAUCAAUGAGUUUGUGCUCCUCCGUGUCCUGGGGGUGAAGGAUGCAGGAGGCUCCAUGACCAUCCACACUUUUGGCGCCUACUUCGGGCUGGCCCUGUCCCGGGUUCUCUACAGGCCCCAGCUGGAGAAGAGCAGGCACCGCCAGGGCUCUGUCUACCACUCGGACCUCUUCGCCAUGAUUGGGACCAUCUUCCUGUGGGUCUUCUGGCCUAGCUUCAAUUCUGCGCCCACUGCGCUGGGAGAUGAGCAGCUUCGGACAGCCCUCAACACAUACUAUUCCCUGACCGCAAGCACCCUCAGCACCUUCGCCCUGUCAGCUCUUGUCAGCAGGGAUGGGCGGCUCGACAUGGUCCACAUCCAGAAUGCGGCACUGGCUGGAGGGGUUGUGGUGGGAACAUCAAGUGAAAUGAUGCUGACUCCCUUUGGGGCUCUGGUUGCUGGCUUCUUGGCUGGGACUGUCUCCACCCUGGGGUACAAGUUCUUCACGCCCAUCCUUGAAUCAAAAUUCAAAGUCCAAGACACAUGUGGUGUUCACAACCUCCAUGGGAUGCCAGGGAUCCUGGGGGCCCUCCUGGGGGCCCUUGUGGCUGGGUUGGCCACCCAUGAAGCUUACGGAGAUGGCCUACGGGACGUGUUUCCACUGGUAGCUGAGGCCCAGCGCAGUGCCACAUCCCAGGCUGUGCACCAGCUCUUUGGGCUGUUUGUUACACUGAUGUUUGCCUUUGUGGGUGGGAGCCUUGGAGGGCUCCUGCUGAAGCUGCCCUUCCUAGACUACCCCUCGGACUCCCAGUGCUACGAGGACCAGAUUUAUUGGGAGGUACCUGAGGAGCACGAGGAUAAAGCCCAGGAGCCUCUCAGGGUGGAGGAACCAGACACUCAGGCCUAACCUCUCGUGCCAGCUCCUGAGAGGAUGCACCUUUUAGAAGAUGAUGAGUGGGCUCGGCGCCUGUGGCUCAAGCGGCUAAGGCGCCAGCCACAUACA
Molecule: messenger RNA, 1476 nt
Organism: Otolemur garnettii (small-eared galago)
Lineage: Eukaryota; Metazoa; Chordata; Mammalia; Primates; Galagidae
Gene: RHBG
Product: Rh family B glycoprotein
Exons: 10
Coding region: 4-1380 (458 amino acids)
Biological process (GO): ammonium homeostasis; ammonium transmembrane transport
Cellular component (GO): plasma membrane
Molecular function (GO): ammonium channel activity
Source: RefSeq, a predicted model, not a curated record